Cucumis melo (muskmelon) is the source of this 705-nucleotide messenger RNA. RefSeq names its product protein translation factor SUI1 homolog 1-like. The record is from RefSeq and is a predicted model, not a curated record. Gene Ontology annotation, molecular function: RNA binding; translation initiation factor activity. The transcript is spliced from 2 exons. NCBI's taxonomy places the organism in Eukaryota, Viridiplantae, Streptophyta, Magnoliopsida, Cucurbitales, Cucurbitaceae. Bases 207 to 545 code for a protein of 112 amino acids. Gene Ontology annotation, biological process: translational initiation.
GGUUCCAGCUCAAUCCAACCCAAUUUAACAAUGAAUUGUUUGUUACCGCCUUCCCCCACGAACCUCUCUAUAAAUACUCCUCAUCUGCCUUCUCUAUUAUUUCAAUUUCAUCCUUCUUUCUUUCCUUCCUUCCUCCUCUCAUCUCGCUCAGCGCUCUCGAUUCUUGGUUGUUCGGUUUCGUGCAAGUUUCCAUCCAAACAAGGUUCAUGGUUGAAUUAGAUUUCCAGAUCCCAUCUGCGUUUGAUCCAUUUGCCGACGCCAAAGAUUCGGAUGCCCCCGGAACGAAAGAGUAUGUUCAUAUUCGCGUCCAGCAAAGGAACGGCAAGAAGUGCUUGACAACAGUUCAAGGUCUGAAAAAAGAGUUCAGUUACGAGAAGAUUCUCAAAGACGUGAAGAAGGAAUUCUGCUGUAAUGGUAACGUUGUGCAAGACAAAGAAUUGGGGAAGAUAAUUCAACUUCAGGGUGAUCAACGCAAGAACGUCUCUCAGUUUCUUGUUCAGGCUGGUCUUGUCAAGAAAGAUCAGAUCAAGAUCCAUGGAUUUUAAGCAACCUUCUGCUUGAUGUUUUAUCUUAUGCUGUUGAAUUGGAAGUAUUGAACGAGUCUUGUAUGUUUUUUUCUUUCGAUAUCUUUUUCUUUUUCAAUGGAUUAUAUGUUGGUGUGUGAUGAUGGGAACUUACUAUCAAUGAAGCGUUUGAUUUUGAGUA